AUGUGUGGGAGCAUCUGUGUGGAGGAGAGCAUUCGUGAGGUGCCUUCUGUGUGGGUGACCGCCAGCACCUCAGCUGGGGAAGGUCCCCCAUCAUCCAGAAUCACAUUGACACCCAAACAUUCACCCAAUUACCCUCCCCUCAUCCUGGGUGGUAGAAGUGAGUGGUGGGUGACCAAGGGUGGAGGCCUCACCCUCGGGUGCAGACGAGCGGGUCACCCAGAGCCCACGAUCGAGUGGGACCGUAACGGGGGAGCUCUGGGGGAGGGGGAGCAGCUGCUUCCGGGGGGAGAUGUGCAUCUUAGAGAAGUGAAGGAGAGUGGGAAUUACACGUGUACGGCCGUGAACAACAUGGGUGUGGACAGGGUGACUCAUGUGGUGCAUGUUACCACACCCCCACCCCCUCCAGUUCUCACCCUCACCCAUGCUACACAUUCAUCACUCAACGUUACCAUCACCACCACGGGGGACGGGGGAGCCCCCAUACUUGGCUACACGGUGCACUACCGCCUGCCGUCUGGGUCGUGGCAGCAGCAGGCGACGCCUGAUAACUGA
Hyalella azteca is the source of this 552-nucleotide messenger RNA. RefSeq names its product Down syndrome cell adhesion molecule-like protein Dscam2. Gene Ontology annotation, biological process: axon guidance; dendrite self-avoidance; homophilic cell-cell adhesion. Gene Ontology annotation, molecular function: cell-cell adhesion mediator activity. Lineage: Eukaryota; Metazoa; Arthropoda; Malacostraca; Amphipoda; Hyalellidae. The record is from RefSeq and is a predicted model, not a curated record. The transcript has 4 exons. Gene Ontology annotation, cellular component: axon; plasma membrane. Bases 1 to 552 code for a protein of 183 amino acids.